AUGGCUCGUCUUCCAGACUCCUCGGACUCAGAAGACGACAGACCUCUGGCGACAACAGCAAAUGGUCACGCCAAGAGCAAUGGUAGCAACGUUAACGGAAAGCGCCCCUUGCCUAGCUCUAGUAGCGAGCUCACCGACGAUGACAAGCCUCUGGUGUACUCUUCAGACGAAGAUGACGACAAACCGAUUGCCCAAAUGACGAAGUCUAUUGCUGUUCCCAUGCCUGGUGCUGUUGAGAAGUCCGGUGUUGAGGAUGAUGUCCCCCUUGCAAAGGCCAAUGGACGCGCAUCCAGAGGUGGUCGAAGGCAAAGCUAUAAAGAAGAGGACUAUGGAGAUGAGGACGAAGACGACAGCGACGAGCCUAUUGCCAAACGAGCGGCGAAGAAACGGACGUCUACUGGGAAGGGGAAGCAGCCACCGAAGAAGAGGGUGAAAAAAGGUCCGGAUGCGGACGCUUCCUCCGAUGAGGAUAUUCCGCUAGCCAAACAUAAGGCCGCCAAAUCCAAGGCUGCACCGAAGCCCACAGAGAAGAAACGCAAGUCUGAACCCGCAACGCCCUCUGCUCAGAACGGAAGAGCACAGGUCAAGAAGGAAGAGAGUGUUUCUCCUGUUAAGCCGAGAGGAAAGACGGCGAAGAGCGAGGAGGCAGAUGCCGAGGCUCAGGCCAAAGCGGAAGAGGAAGCAGAGGAGGAGGAAUCCUAUAAGUAUUGGGAGAAAUUGAAUGCCGAAGGAGACGGCUCCCAGAAGUGGUCAACCCUCGAGCAUAAUGGCGUUCUUUUUCCGCCACCGUAUCAGCCCUUGCCGUCCCACGUGAAGAUGCUAUAUGACGGCAAAGUAGUUGAGUUGCCUCAUGAGUCCGAAGAAGUCGCUGGGUUCUUUGGUGCAAUGUUGGAAACACCCCACGCUCAGGAUAAUCAAUUCCGUAACAACUUUUUCGAGGACUUUCAGGCAGUCCUGUCCAAAUACCCUCCAAGGAACGGCAUAAAGAUCAAGAGCCUCGAUGCCUGUGACUUUCGACCUAUGUACGAACACUUCGAAGCCGAGCGAGCUAAGAAGAAGGCCAUGUCAACAGCUGAGAAGAAGGAGACCAAAAAGGUUAAGGAUGCACUGGAAGAGCCAUACCUCUACUGUAUGCUCGACGGACGCAAGGAGAAAGUAGGCAAUUUCAGAGUCGAACCACCUGGUCUUUUCCGUGGUCGUGGUGAACAUCCGAGGAAGGGCAGGCUAAAAUUGCGGCUCCAUCCGGAAGACAUGAUAAUUAAUAUUGGAGAAGGAUCGAAGAUUCCUGUUCCCAACAUUCCCGGUAAAUGGAAAGAAGUUAUUCACGAUAACACGGUCACGUGGCUUGCCAAUUGGAAGGAAAACAUUAACGGCAACUCUAAGUACGUCUUCCUGGCCGCCGGCAGUUCUUUGAAAGGGCAAAGCGAUAUCGCCAAAUUUGAAAAGGCUCGUGAGCUAAAGAAGCAUGUCGACCGCCUUCGGAAGGACUACACCGCCGAUCUCGGUAGCAAAGUUAUGGCCGAACGGCAGCGAGCCACUGCCAUCUACUUCAUCGACAGAUAUGCACUCCGCGCUGGUAAUGAGAAAGGCGACGAGGAAGCUGACACUGUCGGAUGCUGCUCCCUGCGCUAUGAACACGUGACGAUGGAGAAGCCCGACAAACUUAUCUUGGACUUCUUAGGCAAAGAUUCGAUUCGGUACUAUAAUGAGCUCAAGGUGGAACCUCAGAUUUUCAAGAACGUUCGCAUCUUCAAAGAAGGCAAGUCCGAAGGCGAUGAUCUAUUCGAUCGUGUUACGACUGCAAGCUUGAACAAGUAUUUGCAGUCGUACAUGAAGGGUUUAACGGCCAAAGUCUUCCGUACAUAUAAUGCGUCUAUCACGUGUCAGCAACUGUUGGAGAAGUUGACCGACCCGAAUGCUACGGUAGCGGAGAAGAUACUCUCGUUCAAUCGCGCAAACCGGGAACUCCGAGCCCUGAAGUACCAGAGACGGAAGCUGCGCCUUGCGUUGCUCACCCAAGAGCCUCAGCUAAAGAAGAAGAAGAAAGAACUUUUGGAAGAGGAAUCCGACUUGGAUGACGAAUGGAUUGCCAAUCAUGAGGAUGAGUUGCGCAAGAAGGAUAUCGAGAAAGCUGAAAAGAAGUUUGAGAAGGAAAAGGAAAAGGCUGCCGCAGACGGCGAAGACGAGCCGAAGGCGUCUGUUCUCGAAGGUCGUCUUGAGACCAUCAACGAGGAGUACGAUCGUCUCAAAAAGGAACGUGGUACAAAGACUGCUGAGCUCAAGACCGCGAAGUCGUCGGAGAAGAUCGAGGAGGCCAUUGAAAAGCUUGAUGAGCGGAUCAAAAACUUCCGGUAUCAAAUGACUGACAGGGAGGAAGGCAAGGAAGUAUCCCUAACUACCUCCAAGACCAAUUACAUCGACCCCCGUAUCAUCGCUGCAUGGGCGAAGAAGCAUGAGGUGCCGAUUGAGAAAGUGCUUCCCAAGUCUCUGAUUACUAAAUUCCCAUGGGCGGUUGAAGUGGACGCGGAUUACAUCUUCUAG
Molecule: messenger RNA, 2541 nt
Organism: Dacryopinax primogenitus
Lineage: Eukaryota; Fungi; Basidiomycota; Dacrymycetes; Dacrymycetales; Dacrymycetaceae
Product: topoisomerase I
Exons: 7
Coding region: 1-2541 (846 amino acids)
Biological process (GO): chromosome segregation; DNA replication; DNA topological change
Cellular component (GO): chromosome; nucleolus
Molecular function (GO): DNA binding; DNA topoisomerase type I (single strand cut, ATP-independent) activity
Source: RefSeq, a predicted model, not a curated record